Penicillium olsonii is the source of this 909-nucleotide messenger RNA. NCBI's taxonomy places the organism in Eukaryota, Fungi, Ascomycota, Eurotiomycetes, Eurotiales, Aspergillaceae. The record is from the annotation of a GenBank genome assembly.
AUGGCUCAAGCUUUGACGACUACAGACCUGCAGGGCGCCUUGCCUCUGAUCGCCCGAGGCAAGGUUCGCGAUCUCUACGAGAUCGACGACAAGACCCUUCUCUUCGUUGCCAGUGAUCGCAUCUCCGCCUACGAUGUGAUCAUGGAGAAUGGUAUCCCCAACAAGGGUGUCCUCCUCACCCUUUGCACGCAAACAUGGUUCAAAGCUCUGACCGAAGCCAACCCCGCCCUGCGCACCCAUUUCAUCACCCUCGAUCUCCCUCCCCAGAUCCCCGAGUCCCUGCGCCCGGUCCUGCAGAACCGCAGCAUGCAAGUGCGCAAGCUGCGCAUCCUCCCUAUCGAGGCAAUCGUGCGCGGCUACAUCACCGGCUCCGCCUGGAACGAAUACAAGAAGGCAGGCACCGUGCACGGCAUCCAGGUCCCCGCCGGUCUGCAGGAGAGCCAGGCCUUCCCCGAUGGCCCCAUCUACACCCCCAGCACUAAGGCCGAGCAGGGCGAGCAUGAUGAGAACAUCCACCCAGACCAGGCCGUCGCUAUCCUGGGUGAGAAGUAUGCUGGCAUCGUUGCCAAGAUGGCCGUCGAGCUCUACAAGACUGCUCACGCCUACGCCCUUGAGCGCGGCGUGAUCAUCGCCGAUACCAAGUUCGAGUUCGGAGUGGACGAGGAGACGGGCGAGGUCGUCCUCGCUGAUGAGGUCUUGACGCCCGACUCCUCUCGCUUCUGGCCUAAGGACACUUACGCCAUCGGUCGCGGUCAGUCUAGCUUUGACAAGCAGUUCUUGCGCGAUUGGUUGGUGAGCGAGGGUCUCAAGGGUAAGGAGGGUGUGCGUAUGCCUGAUGACAUUGCCUUGAAGACGGCCGAGAAGUACCAGGAGGCCUGGGAGAAGAUCACUGGCGGUAAAUCCAACUAG